AUGAAGCUGCAGACUUCGAUAUUCUUUGCUUUGAUUGAUCAACGAAGUAAACGAGCUACUGGUGAAAGCGCUUGUACAAACUUGGUUGCUGUCAUAGCUGAUUGGUUCCACUGCAAUCCUGAAGAUAUGCCCAUCAAAUCCCAACUUGAUUCUCUUAUCUGUGAAGGCUCGAUGCAGUGGAGGGAUCUUUGUGAAAACGAGACCUAUAGGGAACGUUUCCCAGAUAAGCAUUUUGACCUCGUGACAGUUCUCGAGGCUAAAGUGCGUCCACUCUCAGUAGUCUCAGAAAAAUCAUUCAUUGGGUUCUUUCAUCCCGAAGGAAUCGAAGAAGAGGAAGGAUUCCACUUCCUUCAUGGUUCCACGUCUUUUGACAACAUAUGGGAUGAGAUUUCUAAGUCCACUCAAGAAACUCCUCAUCAUGGCAUCUCCUGUGUUUACAUUGCAUAUAUCCUCAAAUUUGACCAAGAUACAACAAUUAUGCAAGCACCUAGUGAGUCUCAACAACCAGAUGAUAAGCCAUCUUGCGAUAGAAAACAGAAAACCGAUGUCAAAGAGGCUGCGGAUGAAAGCAAAAUUUUCAUGAGCACCAACAGCGACGACAGUAUGCAGGAAGACAGGGUACCUGAAAAGAACAUCAUUUAUAAAGCAAUCCCUAUUAGGGAGUUACAAGUUGAUGUAAAGAAAGGAUUGAUGGCAUCGACACCCCUUCAUCAGCGCCUACAAAUAGAGUUCCACUACACGAUGAGCUUUGUCCCCAAGUUUGAGGAGUCGUCUUCAGAAGAACUGAUUGCUAACAGUUUGGCCAAAGUACCAUUGGCAGCAGCAGAAUAA
This is a messenger RNA of Capsicum annuum, 831 nucleotides long. RefSeq lists its product as uncharacterized. Lineage: Eukaryota; Viridiplantae; Streptophyta; Magnoliopsida; Solanales; Solanaceae. Bases 1 to 831 code for a protein of 276 amino acids. The transcript is spliced from 3 exons. The record is from RefSeq and is a predicted model, not a curated record.